AUGCAAACCCCCCGAAACAAAUUAUGCCAGAUAACCCCCCAAAUAGCAUCGGUCCAUGCAAACCCCCCGAACCACAUUAUGCCAGGUCACCCCCCAAAUAGCAUCGGUCCAUGCAAACCCCCCGAACCACAUUAUGUCAGGUCACCCCCCAAUUAG
Volvox carteri f. nagariensis is the source of this 156-nucleotide messenger RNA. RefSeq lists its product as uncharacterized. The coding region runs from base 1 to 156 and encodes 51 amino acids. The record is from RefSeq and is a predicted model, not a curated record. NCBI's taxonomy places the organism in Eukaryota, Viridiplantae, Chlorophyta, Chlorophyceae, Chlamydomonadales, Volvocaceae. The transcript has a single exon.